This is a messenger RNA of Calypte anna (Anna's hummingbird), 5091 nucleotides long. Its product is annotated as KIAA0408 ortholog. Lineage: Eukaryota; Metazoa; Chordata; Aves; Apodiformes; Trochilidae. The record is from RefSeq and is a predicted model, not a curated record. The transcript is spliced from 6 exons. Bases 223 to 2313 code for a protein of 696 amino acids.
ACUGCCCCAGUUGAAAGGUUUUGUCUUGCUGAGCGUUCUUAUUUCUUUUAAAGAUAAGAUUCACAGAACUGGAUCUCAGCUAGCUGUGCAUUUCAUUGCUUUCACUGCUGUUUGAAAAUGGACUGAAAACUUCGAAAGGGUUUCUUAUUCCAUGAAAGGAAACAUUCAGGGAAGAAAGAAAAAAAGCAAAGCUGUCUUCUUGCUGUUACACAGACUGUAACCAUGGACCUGGGUAAACAACUGGAGAAUACUGAGAGGAACUGGAAUAAAGAGAAGAUGGAGUUGCUGGAGAGAUUUGACAAUGAAAGGAAGGAAUGGGAAUGUCAGUGGAAGGUCAUGCAGAAGAAAAUAGAAGAGCUUUACCAGGAGGUAAAACUUAGAAGGGAGAGCAAUAUGAACAUCCAUGAUAGUAAGGUCUGUCAGAGCAAGAUGCUGCAGCUGUCCAUGUGUUCCCCUACUUCAGAAGAUAGAGACACACUGGAGCUCAACAGUCAACAUGAUGUGGAAAACAACAGGAUGGAAAAAGGGAGUUUGUUCAGUAAAACAGGACAUGAAUGUAAAGAAACCAGAGCCAAGAGCAGAACUAAUACUCUGUCAAUGGACAAUCUGGCCUUUGAGAAUGGUGAGGAACCUGAAGACAGCCUCAGCAUCAAUGCUUCCAAGAAAACCACCAAGAAUUAUAUUGGUGAUCUCAACAUAGCUCUCAAAGAACUUGCCAGAGUCAGUGAAGAAUUAUGCAGCUAUCAAGAGGAAAUUCGAAAGAGGUCCAACCACAGAAGAAUGAAGUCACUUCCUUUCCUGGGGGAAUCUAAGGAAACCAAAACCACAGUUAUUCUGCCUGAGAUGAACCAUGUGCCCAUCAGUGAAUCACAGACUUCAAUUGCUUUUGAAACAGAGGAACAUAACAACAGGAAGAAUCUGAUGAGCUCCACCAGGGGUUUGGUGUCUCAUGGUAGUCUUACUGGUAACAGAGGAACAGACUUCAGAACUUGGCAAAGUAAAGAAGCUCCACCAGUUCCUCCACGGAGCACUUCUCGGCACCUAACUAACUCACUUUCUGCAGUUGUACAGCUUUCUGAAGCACCAAUAAGAGAUCCAGGCAUCAAAAACAAUUGCAAGGCUCAGGACUGUAAAAAUGGGAAGAAUCUAAUGAAUCCCUCACCUAUAAACCAGAAUGAACUUGCAGCUGCUUGUGCAAAAGGAGGGCAUCCUGUGAAAGCUCCUGUGAUGGUAACUGCUGCAAUACCUGUAACCACAAGUGAGUGCAAUGUACCAAGUUUCUGCCACAACACGUGGGCAUAUGAUUUGGGCAAACUUGGAAAAGACAAUAGAAGUGAAUCUUUCCCACUUUCCGCCCAGAAGAGUUGUUCAGAUGGAAAUAUGGCCCAAAGCAACAAGAUGCACCAGAGACAAAAUCCCAAGUCUCACAGCAGCCCUAAAUACAGUAAUGACGUUUAUGCCCCUUCUGCCCUGCACAAGAGUCUUUUGGAAGACUCUAGGUAUACCUUUGGAAAGACCCAAAGAAAUGAAACUUUAGCAGCAAAAAUUGAUGAGUUUAACCGAACUGUAUUUCACACAGAUAAACAUAAUAAUCCUUUGCAAGAAAACCAGGUGCCUCAAGCAGCAUCAGAAGAUCAGAAAUCCUGCAGCCUAUUGUGUGACUCUGGUAUUAGCAGGACAGAAACUGUAAAUAUGUCUUGUAUUUCAAAUGCCAAAUUCUCUGCAGUGAAGGAGCAAGAAACUAACAACAUCAGCAAAGCUGUCAAAACAACAGGACAACAAAAGCAAAUAAAUGGACUUCCAAAUACAAGUGGUUAUAGGCACAUGCUUCAUGAACAUGACUGGAGACCAAGUAAUUUAUCUGGUCGCCCACGUUCAGCUGACUCCAGGUCGAACUACGGUGUUGUUGAAAAGCUUUUGAAAAACUAUGAAAAAUCAACAGUGACUUCUCCAUGUAAUACAAAAUGCUGCAAAGAUAAGUGUACGAAUUCUGAAUUCACUGAUGGGAGUUGUGAGACACUGAGUCAGUAUUUAGAAAUGCUCCAGAUUGAGCAAGGAAAGCAAGAAUUUCCAAGGAGUUCAGCCAGGCAUAUUGGGCAGCAACUCAAGCAAGGAAAAGAGAGACAGAAGUUACCAGAGAUAUCUGUGCCAGCUAAAUGUUCAAGUGGGAAGGGAUUCUCCCGGCCUGCUCGGCCAGCAAAUCGACGCUUACCAUCCAGAUGGGCAUCCAGAUCACCUUCAGCACCUCCUGCUGUGAGAAGAACAGCAUACAACUGCUCUGUCUCCUUCCGCUCAGAGACCUCAGUAGUCUGAACCCAGAGCUGGGUUGGAUGGUGGUGUGAAAGCUGUACGCCUCAUUAGAACUGUGUUUGUUAUGUGUUAUAGCAACCAGUUCUACACCGUUGUAUCUUGUCCAGGAGUGAUCCCCAUCAUAUGCUGGACAAAGCCUUUUGAAUCUUAGGUCCUCAUCACCAUGGUCUUCAGUGUUUUUAUUGAGAUGAAAUAACUAUACCCCUAGUUUUCUCUCUCUCUCUCUCUUCUUUUUUUUUUUUUUUUUUUUUUUGGUAGUAGCUCACAAGGAAUUCCUUUUGGAUGGCAUCUGCCUUAAUUUGCCAACCAGUUUUGAGUUGAAACAAUGUAUAGUGCUGUAUAUUCUGACUCUUCUGCAAACAGCAGAACGUAAAGCUGUAUGCAUGGUCAUGUGUUUGUAGGUGCAUGUGUUGGACUAGGAAGUAUACAGGUCUGUAUUUAGAAGAGACAAACUGUGCUAGUGUUGACAUUGAACUCACUACCUAUAUGCCUACAUAUAUAUACUUUGUGUUUAUUUUUAAAAGUUUGAAAUACGCGGUCCUGAUGACAUUUAUAUUUUGUAAAAUCUUUUACAUAGGUUCACAGGUGUAGUAUUUAAUGUACAAAACUAAAUAUGUGUUUUUGUGACUGACUGCAGCGAUAAUGCCUUGCACAAAAUGUAUCUGAAGCAGACUAGCUCAACUGAUUCGUCAGUCAAUGCUUCAUGGCAUCCUCCUUCAGUUUCUUAACCCAUAUGAUGCUAGGUCAAAAUGCCCCAACAUAUUUUUUCUGGAUUAAAAUAUUAUAUGAUUUGUAAUAUAUUAGCCUUUUUCAGCACCAGAUACAUUCCUCAAACGUUCCAAUCCAUUUAAAAAGCUUAAAUGUGCCAUUAUAUAUAUAUAUAUAUAUAUAGCAUACUGUAAACACUUGGGUAGUUUCAACUUGUGUAACAUACGAUUUAUGACGGGAAGAAAAAGGUUGUAUAUGCUCAAUUCUGUAAACUUAUUUUUCCUUCUAGCAUUAUUCUUUGAGGUUUGGCAAAGUCAGCUAACAAUGGACUUGUUUACUUUCACUCAAGGCAGGAGAACAAGGACCUUUGUUGUUCCCAGUGCUGCAGCCACGCUCGUUUUUUACUCUUCUCCUAGACUAGAGUGCCUGAGCCACUUGCUAAUUUCCUGCUCCUGGACUGACUCCUGGCAGUCAGUUACGAUGUUUACUUGCACUCUGGCAACAAGCUGCAUCUAGUACAGAAAUAUUGUGUUGAGGUAUGAUCACAAUGGUGCCUGAAAUCCUAGACACAUGGCAUUGGAAGGAUGUUUUUGACAUCACUUGACUCGGUAUUAUGGGCUGUCUGAAUGACAUGCAUGGAGCCUGGCUUAUUCCUUCCCACAGUGUAAAAGAAAAAUGGAUGUUACCCAGACUCUUGCUGAACUUUCAGAAAGACAGUGUCGUUCAUCCUGGAAUUUUUGCACCCUUCUCUAGGCUGUUGCUUGAUGCAUAGUGUGUGAUUAUGAUGACAAAUUUUACCUUGAAACAGCAUGUCUAGGUUAAAAGGAGUAAAGAGGCCCUUCUUCAACAUCAACCUGCUCUUGUCUUGCAACUUUUCUUCUUCUGGAGAAACAUAGCGUGUUCAAAGGAAAUUCAGAAAUCAUCCCGGGAUCCAUUAAUGCGUACAUCUUCUUCUGUGAAUGUAAAAAGGAUUUCAGAGAGUGUAAGCUUUUGUCCUCAUUGAUUGUGUGUUUGUCAAUAUAGGGAAAAUUAGUUGUGCUUAAUUUGAUAGUGAUUUGUUCUACUCAAGUCCUGUUGAGAAUCCACUUCUUCCUUCCUUUUAAGGCCUUCUUUGCUCUUCUUUCCUCUGCACAAUGUUGGUUUUGGAGAAAGAAAACAGGAGGCUAUGUGUUCUGAGCAAUAUAGCUCUUAUGGUAAUACUGGUAACUGUUCAGGAAUGUCGGUAUUGGAGCCAACAGGCAUUAGAGCCAUAAAUCCCAUCUUACUGUGGCUUCCUGCAUGGCCAAAACAUGCUCAGAGUAAUUUGCCCAAUAUAGACUUCUGGUCCUUUCUAGGUGUGUGUGGUGAAAAAAUCCCACAACAAUAUAUGAAGGCCUCAACCAGAUGAACAAUUCUUCAAAAUUACUCAGACAUUAUUGCAAAAUUAUUACAGGAAAAGAUACAAAACCAGAAGUUCUUGAAGAAUAUCUUGAAGAAAAUACAAGCAAUUUCGAUAGUGACAAAAAUCUGUGUGCUUGAGUGAAAAAUCAAGAGUGCUAUAAAUUUGCCACUUUGCUCUAAUUCACAGAUUGCACUCCAUUAACUUUUUUAGCAUUAGAAAAAUCAGAGAUGCUUCGUAGUGAAUUUGGAACAUGACUUAAGUUUCUAGCUAACUGUGGAAAUUAGCAAACCAAAAUGCUUUGCAAAUUGACCUUUUAAAUGCCUAAGUAGUUGAGCAGCUUUAAAUGCCUAAGGCUGAGGAAAGGAUAAUAUGCAAGAAUUAAAGAAAAAAAAUCCUAAUUUCAGUCAAUGUUGACUGCAAUAAAAUUUCUUUGAAUUACCUUCAUGGUAAAUUUAAUAAUUUUUGUUCUGAGAAAAAGGUGGUGCACUUUUGUUUGAGGUAUGUAACUAUGAAAGCUUUUCCCUUGAUUAAUCUUUGAAGGUCUUGCUUUAGUUCCCUUCAGUUUCCUUGAUCGCCUUUGACAUAUAUCACAUUGUUGAAUAAGAGAGAAAGGAUCAAAUACCUACAACAUUCCCUGAUGUAUGUAAGUUUAACUAACAGAAGGUUUUUGAAAUAAACUAAUAGGUCAAGGA